Gossypium raimondii (Peruvian cotton) is the source of this 1643-nucleotide messenger RNA. Its product is annotated as UDP-glycosyltransferase 74G1-like. Bases 111 to 1472 code for a protein of 453 amino acids. Gene Ontology annotation, molecular function: UDP-glycosyltransferase activity. The record is from RefSeq and is a predicted model, not a curated record. Lineage: Eukaryota; Viridiplantae; Streptophyta; Magnoliopsida; Malvales; Malvaceae. The transcript has 2 exons.
GCACAAAACUGCAAAAGGAAUAAAAUUAUUAGAAGAAAAUGCAUCAGAUCCUUUCAAGCAUACAGCUUAAGAGAGAGUGAAAGUGAAGCUCCAAGGCAGCAGAUGAGACUAUGGCCAACGGAACUCAUGUCCUAGUCCUCCCAUUUCCAGGCCAAGGCCAUAUCAACCCAAUGCUUCAGUUCGCCUCACGCUUAGCUUCCAAAGGCCUUAAAACCACAUUGGUAACCACUGUUUUCAUCUCCAAAUCCAUUUAUUCCGACCACCCAAUCGCCUCUACCAGUUUCCGGACAAUAUCCGAUGGCUUCGACGAAGGUGGGUUUGCUCAGGCGAAGUCCCCUGAUAUUUACCUCUCCACUUUUAAAUCCGUUGGUUCACAAAGCUUGGCAAGCUUGAUAAAAGAACUAGGGGAUUCUGGUAGUCCUGUCCAUGCCAUCAUCUACGACGGAUUCAUGGCAUGGGCGCUGGAUGUUGCGAAGCAGUGGGGGAUACGAGCGGCGGUGUUUUUGACUCAGUCUUGUGCUGUUAAUAGCAUACAUUACCAUGUGAGUCGGGGAUUGCUGAAGGUGCCAGCGGAAGGAUCUAGUGUUUGGCUUUCAGGGUUGCCGGAGCUUAAAGUUUGGGAGCUGCCGUCGUUGAUUUAUCAUCAUGGAUCGUACCCUGCGUGGUUCGAUACCAUCGUCAACCAGUUCUCCAACAUUGAUGAAGCUGAUUGGGUUCUUGUUAACACUUUUUACGAACUGGAGAAAGAGGUUGUAGAUUGGAUGUCAAAAAUUUGGAAACUUGGGACAAUUGGACCAACCAUUCCAUCCAUGUAUUUGGACAAAAGGCUAAAACACAACAAAGAUUAUGGUCUACAACUCUUACAUCCAAACACUAGCGCAUGCAUGAGAUGGCUAAACACUAAACCAAAUGGCUCGGUGGUCUAUGUCUCAUUUGGGAGCUUGGCUGAGGUUGGAGUUGAACAAAUGGCUGAGAUAGCUUGGGGCUUAAUAGGAACCAAUGCCUACUUUUUAUGGGUUGUGAGAGAACCGGAAGAGCCCAAGCUACCCGAUAAUUUCAAGCACAUGACUCGAGAAAAGGGUUUGAUUGUUCGAUGGUGCCCUCAAUUGGAGGUCCUAAAACACGGGUCUAUAGGUUGUUUUGUGAGCCAUUGUGGCUAUAAUUCGGUGCUUGAGGCAUUGGGUUUAGGGGUUCCAAUUGUGGCAAUGCCGCAAUGGGCAGACCAAGCCACUAAUGCAAAGCAUGUUGAAGAUGUUUGGGGGGUUGGGGUUAGAGCUUUGGUUGAUGAGAAAGGCAUUGUGAGAAGAGAGACAAUAAAACAGUGCAUAAAUGAAGUAAUAAUGGGAGGCGAAAGGGGCAAUGAGAUUAAGAAGAAUUCAAUCAAGUGGAAGAAUUUGGCUAUAAAGGCAGCCGAUCAUGGUGGAAGUUCGGACAAGAACAUUGAUGAGUUUGUCGCUAAAAUUACAUCCUAGUUUGCUAUAAACUUCUUUAUGGAUUAAAUCGAGACUAGUCGAACAAUAAUUUGAGUUUUUUCAAUAUUCUUAACUAAGUUCAAUCCUGGCUGAACCUAAGCUCAAUAUACUCUCUGUCAAAUACUUCCGCUCAUUGUUUAUUAAUAAAGUGAUAAAUUGAUUUUUCAAUCA